This is a messenger RNA of Periconia digitata, 427 nucleotides long. NCBI's taxonomy places the organism in Eukaryota, Fungi, Ascomycota, Dothideomycetes, Pleosporales, Periconiaceae. The record is from the annotation of a GenBank genome assembly.
AUGCCUCUUAAAUGCAUUCCCUGGAAUGAUUCGCCUGCGGGAUCUUCUGGUUACUUCUUGAAGGUGUCUUUACCGACUGGCAGGAGUCUUCUUCGGUCCACCCCAAUAAGACUAAGCAAGUCCAACAACACCAUCUGCUCUCUUUACACAAACCGCAAAGUCACACGAAAUCCUCUUCCGUACGACACAUAACCCGCUCGCUCCGCCUACCUGUCGAGAUACCCAAGAAGAAUCAACCCAAUCACCCCAACCAUGAACUUGAGACGUCCAUCCAUAAGGCGCCACGACUGUGCACCGCCACUAUAUCUCCAUCACAGACAUGGUUAGGGGCCAGUCUUUUCCCGGCUCGUUCUGGUAUCUUCCUUAUCUGUGCACUACCUAUCCAAGAAUUGAAUUACCAGUGGGGGCACUAUUGGCCUAGUAUGCC